Messenger RNA from Dipodomys ordii (Ord's kangaroo rat), 1289 nucleotides. RefSeq names its product 1-acylglycerol-3-phosphate O-acyltransferase 2 (gene Agpat2). Gene Ontology annotation, biological process: phosphatidic acid biosynthetic process. Gene Ontology annotation, molecular function: 1-acylglycerol-3-phosphate O-acyltransferase activity. NCBI's taxonomy places the organism in Eukaryota, Metazoa, Chordata, Mammalia, Rodentia, Heteromyidae. The record is from RefSeq and is a predicted model, not a curated record. The transcript has 5 exons. Bases 1 to 690 code for a protein of 229 amino acids. Gene Ontology annotation, cellular component: endoplasmic reticulum.
AUGCUGGUGCUGGCAUCCCAGGGCCAGGUCCUCAUCCUCUGCCAUCUGUGCCCACCCAAGGCUUGGGGAAGAGAUGGGUACUGCUGUGCCUACAGAGACCAGGGGCUUGUUGGCAUUGCCGUUCCCUCUCCCUGUGCCCUCUCCCACCCUGCCCUGCAGGCCUUGCUCACUGCUGCUUCCAUCCUCAGUAUCAUCAGCUGGUUUGUGCGGACCUUCAAGUAUGUGUACAACCUCCGCUUUGAUGUCCGGGGACGGCAGAAGCUGGAGGCGGAAGGGCCCUGUGUCAUCAUCUCCAACCACCAGAGCAUCCUGGACAUGAUGGGCCUCAUGGAGAUCCUUCCGAAGCGCUGUGUACAGAUCGCCAAGAGGGAGCUGGUGUUCCUGGGGCCUGUGGGCCUCAUCAUGUAUCUGGGGGGUGUCCACUUCAUCAACCGGCAGCGCUCCAGCACCGCUGUGUCCGUCAUGGCCGACCUGGGUGGGCGCAUGGUCAGGGAAAAUCUCAAGGUGUGGAUCUACCCUGAGGGCACACGCAACGAUAAUGGCGACCUGCUGCCCUUUAAGAAAGGUGCCUUCUACCUGGCCAUCCAGGCCCAGGAACAAUCAAGGUGCAAGUGCUGGAUGCCAUCCCCACCAGUGGCCUCACCGAGGCGGACGUCCCAAAGCUCGUGCACACCUGCCACCAAGCCAUGAGGAGCACCUUCCACCACAUAUCCCAAGCGCCCCAGAACGGUGCUGCCGCGGGGCCUGAUGACCAACCAGUCCAGUAGCCCAGGCCACACAUGGGGACAGCAGACAGGAGAAGAGGCCAGAGAAUGGACAGAGAGUCCCUCUCCAGGGCUGCCAAAUAUCACUGUGUCUGCCCCCCCAGCCUGGCUCACAAGGCUCUCAUUCAGGAAGCCGGAGGCCCCUCUGACACCUCUAGGGGGAGCCCCUCUGGGCUCUGCAGCCCUUACCUGUGCCUCCAGGGUACAAGCCUGAGCUCUAGACUGCCAGGCCUUUGGGCAGCCAGCCAAGGAGCAGGCAGGACUGGCCAGAGCUGGCCAGGGAGCCAGGCACUGGCCCCAGGUCUUCUGAUGUGGCUGCCCAAGGCCCACUGGGUACAGUUUGGCUCUGGAGACCAGACCCUGGCCUGCGUCAGGCCUUCGGGAGAGGAGGUGUCCAGGCAUCACAUACGUCUUGGGCCACCAGGGCCACAGGGCAGUGCAGCGGGCCGCCCCUCACCACCUCGAGGAGAGCGCACGGCAGUGUUGUGCUUUUUGUUUUUUCUUUUUAUAAACAAAGUCUUGGAA